Messenger RNA from Neohortaea acidophila, 1020 nucleotides. Its product is annotated as cdc 10 like protein. Gene Ontology annotation, cellular component: septin ring; cell division site; microtubule cytoskeleton. Gene Ontology annotation, biological process: cytoskeleton-dependent cytokinesis. Gene Ontology annotation, molecular function: molecular adaptor activity; GTPase activity; GTP binding. Bases 1 to 1020 code for a protein of 339 amino acids. The transcript has 2 exons. The record is from RefSeq and is a predicted model, not a curated record. Lineage: Eukaryota; Fungi; Ascomycota; Dothideomycetes; Mycosphaerellales; Teratosphaeriaceae.
AUGAGCGCGCAAUACGGCCCCUCCGUCUACCCCAAGAGCCAUGUCGGCUUCGACAGCAUCACCACCCAGAUCGAGAAGAAGUUGUUGAAGCGGGGCUUCCAGUUCAACGUCAUCUGCGUUGGCCAGACCGGCCUGGGCAAGAGCACGCUCAUCAACACCAUCUUCGCCUCGCAUCUCGUCGACAGCAAGGGCCGUUUGAGCCCCCACGAGCCCAUCCGCAGCACCACCGAGAUCCACCCCGUCGCCCACAUCAUCGAGGAGAACGGCGUGCGCCUCCGCCUCAACAUCGUCGACACCCCCGGCUACGGCGAUCUCGUCAACAACGAUCGCUGCUGGGACCCCAUUAUCAAAUACAUCAAGGACCAGCACUCCGCCUACUUGCGCAAGGAACUGACCGCGCAACGCGAGCGAUACAUCCAAGACACCCGCAUCCACUGCUGCCUCUACUUCAUCGCCCCCACCGGCCAUGCCCUCAAGCCCAUCGACAUCGUCGUGUUGAAGAAGCUGAGCGAGACGGUCAACGUCGUUCCCGUCAUCGCCAAGUCCGACAGCCUGACGCUCGAGGAGAGGCAGGCAUUCAAGGAUCGGAUCAAGGAGGAGUUUGCUUUCCACAACAUCCGCAUGUAUCCUUAUGAGAACGAGGAGUAUGACAGCGAAGAGGCGGCGAUGAAUUCGCAGAUCAAGUCCAUUAUUCCCUUCGCCGUGGUCGGAAGCGAGAACAGCAUGACCCUCAACGGCAAGACCGUGCGCGCCCGUCAGAAUCGCUGGGGCACCAUCAACAUCGAGGACGAACGCCACUGCGAGUUCGUCUACCUGCGCGACUUCCUCACCCGCACCCACUUGCAGGACUUGAUCGAGACCACCAGCCAGAUUCACUACGAGAGCUUCCGCGCCAAACAGCUGCUCGCGCUCAAGGAGAGCAGCGCCGCCGGCCACGGCACCGGUUCCCGACCAAUCAGCCCCAGCGCCGAGCGCGAGCUGAGCAGGCAGAGCCAGAGGGCGACGAUGAAUGGGUAUUAG